AAAAUGAAUGAAUCUACAUUUUAAAAUAUGUCUAUAUACAUCCGUAUGUAGUAGUCAUUUGAAAUCUCUAAAAAGACAAAUAUUCAGGAAAGGAGGGAGUACAAUAUAGGUAUUCCUAUCGAUUGCUGCCCAACUGGACUAUUUCUUUCACUCAGCAACAAAAUAUUAAUAAUUGUGCCGAUCUACACCCAACUCUAUCAACACGAACUUCAAAAAGUCUUGGCCAUUGGUUGAAUUUUUCCUUCAUAAGUGCCAACAAAUCAAUUAUCCUUGUGUGCUUGUGAUGUUUUCCUAGAUUUUGCGUAUUUGUUUUUUUCUUUUGGCACUGGGUACUUGUUUACUUGAUGUUACUAUGUAGCAUGCACACAGAAUUGAAAUUCACAAAUGAGAUGCAUGCGAUUGUUGUCUUGAGCGGCGCUAAAGGAGGGGUUGCCUGACUAGUUAAAAAUGUCUCACUAUGGGCAUCUACAACGGCGACCUACGAAUUUCCUCUCGCAUCCGUCCGCGAAAAAGGAAGGACCAGUCCACGGAAACGGAUGCGGGAGAUCGCCAUCCAUCGCUUCCCGCAUACAUUUCAAACACUUCUUCAACAAACCGAAUGAAAUUCAUGCAAACACGGCUAGAUUUCAUACAAACAUAAUGGAUUUCAUACAAAAUGGACGAAAACGUUUACAUUUUGGACAUAUUUUUAACUAAAAACGAUACCGGACUAAGAUAAAACUAGUCUAUGGCCGGCGCCAGUGGAUAUCCAUUCCGACGAUAUGGAUACCCUUGACUAGUCUACUGCCGGCCGCGGCGGAUCUCUAUUUGACGGUGCAAAAUACUAUCAAUUCCCUCGGUUGGGGUCCAAGGACAGCUGAAAGUCCUGAAUCGGAGGUCACACGAGGGGUUUAUCCAAAUUAGGGCCUCCAGAGAGUAAUACCCUACAUCCUGCUAGUUUCCGUUAUUCAUGGUGAAGGAAUACCUCGUGCAAGGGGUUAUAAUGGUGUAUGAUACUAGUACCGAGAGUUUCCUAUCUAUGGAUAGAUGAUGAAUGAGGACCCUAUACCUCCCUUUAUAUAGGCAGGAGAGGUCUAGGAUUUACACGGUAGAUGCGAUCUGCGGCGCUGCCGCCCUCUUGUCUUGAGACCACGAAGGUCGCCUCGCCUCCUAGGGUUUGCUCAUGGCAUUGGGCCUAGUGGUCCCCUUGUAGUUGAUGAGGUUGAGCUCCCUGGCGAUAGCCACCCCCUGUACAGGACCCCGUCAUCAUUGUUGUCCCCAUGUACGGUAGCCAUGAGCCUCGGAGGUAUAUGCUUCACUGCAAAGGGCAGCUCGCUUCCCCAUAGCUCAUCGGGGUGGAAUCGACAGUUGAUGCUUCAACUGGAGGGGAAGUGUCCCUACGCUGCACGGAUCAAAGUUGGUUUUGGGUAACGGGACGACGGUGGCCUGCAAGACACACCAACUGUAUACAUCGGCGUCGCCUCGGCGGUGACCUUCAUGGGACCUAAGCGACGGCGGCCUCCCGUGUUCUACUUCUCCUCGAUGAUGGUGGGGGCGACGGACGUGUCGGGUGCCGCCCCGUUGAUGUGUGCGUAGCUGGCAUCUUUCUCUGCCGGCAGAGCACGGUUACGCGCCGUUGACGGCGGAUGGCGCGGUACGAUGCGGCGUGGUCCACAGCAGCGACAAUGCCCAUGUUGGCUUGGAGCAACUCGCCACACCUCUGUGAGCUAGCUUGAAGCGGCGAGUUGCUGAACCACGCGCCGGCUUGGUGUGGCAACUUGCUUUGUCAGUCUAGGUGAUGGAGGAGGAGCAGCGAGCUGCCUCUCUCGUAUCUGGCGGGGGCUCGACGGGCCAUCCAACCGGCUUUUAUGCCAAAGAACUGUUCUUUCUACUAGUCGGAUGCCAUCGAAAAGGUGGAGAAAAGAGAUGGGGAGCGACGGAGUGGUGUUAUUCUUGGCCGGUGUCUGGCCUCCUUUAAAUAGCAGGCGGACAGAAGGAGCUUGCCCGACAUUGUGUUUAAUGUCGGCCCGGUCGUGAACGAACGUGUGACCGGAGUAGGUUUCUCGGCUUUCAUGUGGGUUUAAUGGAGGCAUUUGAAUGCGGCGAGGAGGCGUGCUUAGUCGAGCAUGCAGCGGGCGGAGCCCUCGGUCGGCGCGCCGCUUCAAUGGCGGAGGUAGUCGCGUCCGCCCUGAGCCAUCUAAAAUGUGGAGUGGCGCACUCUACACCAGCAUGCAUGUGAGUAGCUAGCGCCGGCCGGGAACGAGUGCGGGCGAUGGAGGAGGGGAUUUGGGUGGACCAGGGCGGUCAGAAGCGGGGCUUAGAUGGUGUCCGGACGCCCACAAAGCCUUUAGAUUGUUCCCGGUUUGCGGGAGAAAGUACGUCCGCGUUGAAUGACUUUCGUGGUCCGCACAACAUGAUUCGGACAUAUGCGGGUGAUUUGAGGGUCGGAGAUGCCGUAACACACUCCAUUUUUUCAUGGUCGUGAAGUUUACAAGUUAAAGAAUGUCCCACCAACGCACUCCUUUUUUUUGCCGUGGUUGUGAAGUUUCCUAGAGUUUGUGUACUUAGGAUCUUUUAUUUUGGGAUCCCUUUAUUUUGCCCAUUGUGCUACAUGACUCAAGCUUUUGUGAGCGGUUUAUCUUGGACUUUUCCAUGCACGAAUUCGCAAAAGAAAUGUGUGCAUUUUUAUAGUAGGAGGGUGACUUGGGUUUGAUCUAACCUUUGACAUGAAAAAAUAUGAAUCCUUUCAGGAUCCAUUACGUGUCCAAGGCCUUUUGUUCAUCUUUGCAUCCAUUAUCUUGCCCCAAGUUUUUUUGACCCAACUGCAAGAGUGAUGCUCUAGCAAAUGGGCUAUAUCCCCCCGAGCCAAGUGGUCGUCUUUUGAAUAUAAAUUAUUGUAAUAUUCAUAUUAAAAUAUUAAUGAAUUACGACGAAAAUUCAUUUAGAUCUUCUUUCUCCAAUCUUGGAUUAGGAAAGAAUGAGAUAUUCACAAUCAUUGGUGGUUUCAUUUUCUCAUUAUUAGUGUUUAUAGAUUGGAUAAGCGCUUGCGACAUAUAAUAGAGAUAAAAGCAUUGCCAAAUGCUCAUUCAUUGAAAAUCAAAACCAUGCAGACAGGAAAAGAAAAAUGUAGAAAACAAUGAAUGAUCAAGAUUUAUCUAAAAUUCAUGUGUUGGAUCCGAACCACACAUCAAGGCGUAGUUUUACUUAUGACACAAUUUUCCUCCUAUAAUUAUUGUUGGUUUUUAUUUUAUUGUGUAGUCUACAUUUUGUGUCGUCAUGCUUUUAUCAUUUUAGCAUCAACUAUAAAGCCCAAGGGUUGUGUGAAUGUAGUCGUUAGGCUUCUGCUACCGUCGGCCCAAAGUGCACCGCCACCCAACAGUAGCACGUUUGUGUGAGGCUUUUAGCCAAGGAAAAUGCUCGGCUUCAGUCGGCUGAUUCCUCGAUAGUAAUCCACCGCGUCGGCUGGGUGCUACGCGUCCUGCUGUGGACCUUAUCUCUUCGCUCUGUCUCCUACCUUUCUCUUUCACCUAUAUCUCCCCCCAAUUGCCAAGCUCUUCGCUGCUACUCGGGGCGUACCUCGAUUGGGGCCGCUGAAGGUGAUAUGAGGGGCACCUAGGUGCUUCAGGGGACACACGCGUUACUGUGAUGGAGGCGUUGGGAAUGGGGCAAGCGCCCUACGUGUCACCGCCGUAGCCGCAUGCUUCAUCGGUCCAUCCCCGCAUGCAUCACGCGAGCCGUUCACUAUGAUUGCAACAUAACCGGUGUUGCGAAAACUUAGUCAGUGUUGGAGAAACGUAGCCGCUUCAAAAACAUCUCGUGCUUCAACAACAACAGCGGAGAUGCAAGACAGAGGUAACCGCUAUGGUGGGAUGUUUCUGAAACAUGGUCUAUGUUGCAGAAGUCUAUGAGACUACGAAAAAAUCCAUAAUAUAAUCUUUGUUGCAAAUGUUUUCACAAUACAAGCUCUUUGCAAAGAUACGUAUCACAAUCUCUGUUUCUGCAACACGAGCUCUGUUGCAAAGCUUCUACACCAUUACUUUUGCUGCAAUGAUGGUACGGGGCUGGGCCACUGUGCCAGACCUAACGACCGCGGAGCCGGCGGAUUUUCUAAAAAGAUCCGUCGGCCAACGCAUAGCACGCCCCUUUAGCCAAUUAGGCUUUUUUUCUUUUUCUCUUUUUUACGGAUGAGACGAGGACGUCGUAAGAUUUUGCAGUCAAGUGCGCUCAUGUGGUUGUGGUGAGUGAUUCCACCAAACAAGUCAUGUACACUUUGGAUGCUCUAACACAGCUCAAGCUACCUAAUAAUUAAUUCCUGCGGAAGCCUGCUGCUAUCAUGGACGGGAACGUCUCUUGGAGCAUUUCCAACACCACUCCCAAAGCGACACACUAUUGUCGUUCAACUCUGUCCUCUAAACAUCUGCUCCUGCUUUUUUUUUACUUAAGUCCACAACACUGAAAAUAAUAGUUUAUCAAAUCUUUGAGGAGUGAAAAUAUUAAAAUGCGACAAUAGUUUAAAUGUAAAUAUUAUCACAAUCCAACUCAGUUGAAGUAAAAUAGUUGAAACUUGAAUUAAACUCACACAUAUGUAACUGCGCAUACAUGCUCAAUCAAAUCUUCCUUAAGCUGCUUAUGAGUUGCUUAAUGCCGAAUUUGUUAAUGUAUUUGAACAAAUUCAUCAAAUGUUGCCGGAUUCUAAUUUGGAACUUGGAUACGAUUUUGCGGACUUCUCGCGCGUGUGUGUGGUGUGUACUUCUGUAUGGAUAUUGUGGCUCAGGUGGUUUGCUUUAUAUAUAAAGCAGGGCGAAAGCCUUUUUCGGUGGAUAUGAUCACCCAUAUUCUCAACUUCCAGACCUCCGGCAGCAUCUUCAACCUCAUUCCAUGAUUAUGUUGUGCAUGAUCACACAUCAUGUCAUCACCUCCCACAAGGUCUUUGGAUCCCACUGUUUAAUAGGUCCACGAACAACUGCACAACGGGCUUGAGCACUCCAAAUGCCCUCUCCACAUCCUUUCUAGCCCCUUCUUGUCUUUGGGCAACUUCUUGUCUCUGGGCAAAGUGAGCUCUUUUCAGACUAACUGGCUCAGAAAUGGUCUGGAGGAUAGAUACCGUCAACCAGAGCGUCAAUGAGCGUCAAACGCUCCCGUGCCCUGUUCCGAUUGAGCAUCCUAUGACCCUUAUAGAUCCCUUAAAAUUGAGAACAUGAUCUUUCACACACUCUGUGUCUACAAGGACCUCCCGCAUCAUCGUCGUUUUAUCCGCAUAAUCCUCCUCAUCGGACGACUCAACGUUGCGCUCGUAGAUGUACUUCAUAUCCGAAUCCAUUGCUUGAAAGAAGGGAGAUAGAUUGUCAAAAUUUUAGCAUGAGCAUUUCACCAAAGACUUCCUGGGCAUGGUGAUCCCCACAGACGGCAUCGUACCUGCAUGGCGGGCAAACAAGAUAUGUGCAACUCCAAUGUAGGAAAAGUGGUUUGGCGAUCAGGUGGCGGCGGAUGUCACGGAAGUCUGGCAAGGGCUUGGCGGGCUCCCGAGGCGGUACAACGACGAUGUCGAGCAGGGAGGAAGCUGAUGCAGAUAAAAGGGAAUGGGAUGGAUCCCCCGGUCCGAGUGUGGUUUUGGGUGGAUGCGGCUAAAAGGGAAAUGGAAUCCCCUGGUCCGGGUGUGAUUUUGGAUGAGCCAGGGAUGUCGGAGUCCUAUGUGGCAAAGGUUCUGGACUCCUGCAAAGCCUCUAGUUUGCUUAGUUUUGCAGGAAUACGGACAUACAGACUGUUCAACACACUGAUGCCUGAUGGCGUUGAAUGGAAGCUAUUUGAGGGGCCGCUUUGGAGAUUGCCCUUGUACUGCAAUCUGAGCAGGGCAAAAACAUUAGGGUGCCAAACUGGGAAGAUUUGAUAUUACCUCUGCUUCCGUAAUGUACAUUAGGGUCCCUUAUACUGCGUUUCAUUAUCUUAUUAUUAUAUUGCCUCUGCUCCCGGGCGCCCCCACCCCCGGCAUCUCCAAAUCCCUGGACGCCCCCACCCCCGGCAUCUCCAAAGUCCAAAUCCCUAGCCUCCUUCCCCUCUUUCGCCGCCAGGAGCGCAGGAGGGAGUCGGUGAGGAGUGGCUGCACAUCGGCAAGCAGGAGAGAGUCCGUGAGCCGUGGCUGCACAUCGGCAAGCAGGGCAGGGGCCCUGGGAUGGGGAAGAAGAAGGGAAGGAGGCAGCACAGAGCAGCUCCAAAGAAACCAGACCGCGGUGGGGAUGAGUACUCGCAGGCCAGACGGAGGGCUGAGGUCAAGGCGGCAGCCAGAGCCCAAGCAGUGCGACCUCAGAAGUUCUCGGAUAUCCCCAGGUACGAAAUCAAGACAAAUCUGACCGUAAAACAGCUACAGGCAUUCUUCACCAGAAGAAGGGGCCAUUUUAGUGAUGUUCGGUCGACUGCCUGUGGGACUGUUCCCGUCACCCCACCUCACCCAAAGAAACAAAAACCUAAGAAUGAUACUAAGGUUGAUUCCUCAGAUGAUGAUGACAGUGAUGACGGUGAUGAGGGUGGAGUUGAGAACAUCAUUACUUAUCAUAUCGUGGUCUUCAUAAGUGUGAAUGGUACACUUGAGUCUUUGGUAACAGAUUAUGAUGGCUAUGUGGAUGCGUUUAGGCCACAACCAAAGAAGGAAGGUGACAAUAGUGGUUGGUUCUAUUUUGAGAACGUCGAGUUGCCUGCCCAUCUUUUCGGCCAAGAUAACAUGAAGCUGACUUAUGGCUCAGGCUAUAUAAACCAGGAAGCCGUGGAGGUUGGUGAUGGUUUUUUGGACAGAAUGGUCGAGGUCUUGUUGGGAUUCAAUCGACAGAACUUUCAGGAGCAGAGCAAUGAGAGGCUAAGGAUGCUUGAGACGUUGAUGGUGUUUCUGGGGGAGGCCCAACGGCUCCCAAUCAUUCUGAGAUUUGUAAUCAUAAAUUUCAAGGCUCAACCAUGGGUGGCUCUGGGAGUAAUUCUUGCAAUGUGGACAAAUAAUUGGUCGAAAGGCUGUAAUGCAACUCUGCACGUGAUGCUUGCUUUGCUCGCGAAGGAGCUGCUGAAGGAGCUCGAAAGCAAAAAGGUCUCUGAGAGCAGGAAAGAUGCUUUGAAAAAAGAGACUGGCCAUAGAUUUGUAAAGGCCAAGAACUUCUUGUCAGCGUUUGUUGCAGAAAAGGUCCCAGUUACACAAGAAGAGCUUUUGAGAAGCAUACCUGAGAGGUUUUUGGACUUGAUGCCAGCAUGCUUCUUGGGUGAGAUGUGGAGGAUGCCCAAGGGGCUUGUAGAUGGUAAAAUACCUGAAGAACCUGUGUUUGGUGCUAAUGAAGCAAAGAACACAUAUUCUCUUCCACUUUUGAUUUGCUAUUUCCAAUUGAUGAAGUAUGAGGUGAAUCUGGUGCCUCAGCUCAUUAUGCGUCAGGAUGGCUACAAGGAGGCACAUGAAGUGCUGAAGUAGUUCCUGGACAUGGUCCGUUGGUUCCUUGGUGGAGGUGAUGAAGAGAAGGAGAGUUGAAACUUUUUUCAGGCUUUAGUUGGUGAUCUGAACCAGCGGAAUUGCAACGUAAUCUGGAGGCAUUUCUCUCUUAAGUUUUUAUGCCUGGCAAAACCCAUUUUUCCAUGACAAAUUGACAAUACUGGAGCUGAACUUGACUUGAAAGCUUGUGAAGUUUUAGCCUUUGUUCCAGCACCUACCUACUGCUCUCAUUUCUUAGUUUCUAGAUUUGUGGAAACAAAGUCAAACCAUCAUAUUUAUCAUCAGAUCUUGUGGCGGCCACUUUUCUUCACAUCAACUGUUGACUUACAAACGGAGUACUGACACUUUUUUGGAUGUACAAAUUUUUUGGGAGAAGCAGACGAGGGUCAGAAUAACUCUUGCUUCCCUUCAUGGCUUGGGUCAUUUAUUUAAACAGCUCCUAGUUAUUGAUUUUAAUUUAGUAUUAUUCAUGGUUUGGCAUUGUACACUAUGUUGUGCCUUUUGCAAUGUUUGUUUGCCCCUUCAUGAUUUUGCAUUGUA
Messenger RNA from Triticum dicoccoides, 7978 nucleotides. RefSeq lists its product as uncharacterized. Bases 6149 to 7420 code for a protein of 423 amino acids. Gene Ontology annotation, biological process: negative regulation of translation. Gene Ontology annotation, molecular function: rRNA N-glycosylase activity. The record is from RefSeq and is a predicted model, not a curated record. The transcript has 4 exons. NCBI's taxonomy places the organism in Eukaryota, Viridiplantae, Streptophyta, Magnoliopsida, Poales, Poaceae.